AUGUCCACAGUGCACUCCUGCGUGGUGAGCUGCCGCUUCUCGGAGGCUGCCUGUGCACGCUUCCACACGCUCACAGGGAGCAGGGUAUUUGGGGGUCGGGGAGCAGGGAGUAGGUACAAGCUGGCCUGGUUCUGCUUGGUUCCCAUAACCUGCAAGUCCCCAGCCUACGAGGCACUGGCCUUCGAGUUACUGCUGGACCUGGUGUGCUUUGGGUACCCACAUGAGGUCCUGCGCUACACCUACGACCCUGUCUUCCCCACCAGGGGGCUGGCGUUUGACCUGCUCUAUGGGAACCUGCUGAAGGUGGACACCCAUGGGAGUCUGCUGGGCACCCAUGGCUUCACCUUCCUCUCAGAAGCAGAGAUCUGGACCUUCUACCCCAGCAAGUUCAAGUUCAUUCAGAGGGACAACCUGCAGAGGUUCUACAUCCUCACCAUGCUCUUCAACCGGCCUGAAAUCCAUCUGUAUGCCAGCCUGGUGGACUUCUCUGGCUGCUCUUGCUACACCAACUGUGACACUGGCUGUCAGCAUGGGAACCUCUUCAUGUCCUUCUGAAGCCUCUUCCAGGACAGGAGGGAUGCCAUGGAUAAUGUCUACCAGUCCAUGAGUGGCUGUCUGAAGGAGAAGACCCUGGAGGAUUUGGACAAAUAUGUGGAGAAGGAUGAGAGGAUCCCCAUCUUGCGGGGCAAGAUGAAGGAGGUUGCAAAAGUGUUUCUGGCUAUGAACAGCAGCUACAACUACACAGAUGCCAUCGUGACCUACCUAUUUGGCAUUGGUGAGGCUGAGGGCUCAGCCAGGCCCUGGAGGUCCUGCUUCGACCUGAUCAUGGUGGACCCACAGAAGCCCUGCUUCUUGGCUGAGGGGACAGUGCUGAGACAGGUCAACCAGGAUUCAGGCAAGCUCCACAUGGGUACCUACAUGGGGCCUGACCAGCACUGUGUGGUCUGCUUUGGAGGUACCAGCUUCCACCUUGCUCUUCGGACGUGUGUGCUGCUCUUCGGUGUGCAUGCUGCUUGGGGCAUGGAUGUCCUGUACAUUGCAGAUCACAUCUUUGGAGACAUCCUCAAGUCAAAGAAGCGGCGGGGCCGGCGAACUUACCUGGUGGUUCCUGAGCUGUCCUGGGAGCUGGGCAUCUGGGAUCUAGAGAAGGAGCAGAUGGAGGAGCUGAUGAGGCUGGACCGUGCACCCGGCAGACCUGUGCUCCCUGCCAGCGGAGGGGAGAGGGGUGAAGGGUCCUGGCCAGGGCAGUCAGGAAAUCAAGAUCUGUUCCAGGAUGUGCACUGUGUGCCCGUGGAGUGCCCUCUGACCUCCGUGGGGUCUAGGGAGGUCGUGCCUAGAGCUUGGAAGCACCGGUCCUUUUCUCCUGAGUCAGGUGGCCAUUUUUGCACCAGGCACACAGAUGGGAGUAGAUAUGGGCUGCAAGUCAUCAACCCCAACAAAAGGGAGAUUCAGACCUAUAUCGCCACCUGCCUCAACUUCCUGCACUACCCGCUCAGCUGGCUGUAUCAGGUGGUCCCGGAGCUGGGGGGUCCCUGCAGAGCCUCCCUGGGUAUCCCCGAUUCUCUGCCCCAGGAGGAGCCACUGGUCUCCAGCCCUGCCAAGAGCUUUUGA
This is a messenger RNA of Suricata suricatta (meerkat), 1611 nucleotides long. It is a transcript of the gene NT5DC4, whose product is annotated as 5'-nucleotidase domain containing 4. Gene Ontology annotation, molecular function: 5'-nucleotidase activity. The record is from RefSeq and is a predicted model, not a curated record. NCBI's taxonomy places the organism in Eukaryota, Metazoa, Chordata, Mammalia, Carnivora, Herpestidae.